CCCAGCCCCCUGUAUAAUUGGAGGAGGUAAAAGAGGAAAACAUAAUAACAGCUUUGGAUCAAGUGAGUAAUUAAGUGACACACACAAUGGGAAGGUCUCCAUGCUGUGAUGAAAAUGGCCUUAAGAAAGGACCAUGGACUCCUGAAGAAGAUCAAAAGCUAGUAGAACACAUUCAGAAACAUGGCCAUGGAAGUUGGAGAGCUCUCCCUAAGCUAGCAGGUCUUAACAGAUGUGGAAAAAGUUGUAGGCUAAGGUGGACCAAUUACUUAAGGCCUGACAUCAAGAGGGGGAAAUUUUCUCCAGAAGAGGAGCAAACAAUUCUGCAUCUCCAUUCCAUCCUUGGAAACAAAUGGUCAGCAAUUGCAACACACCUUCCGGGAAGAACUGACAAUGAGAUCAAGAAUUUUUGGAACACUCAUUUAAAGAAAAAGCUGAUUCAGAUGGGUUUUGAUCCAAUGACUCACCAGCCAAGAACUGACCUUGUUUCCACCUUGCCAUAUCUGCUAGCUCUGGCCAACAUGACACAACUCAUGGAUCAUAAUCAUCAGUCAUUUGAUGAACAGGCAGUUCAGCUGGCAAAGCUUCAAUACCUUAAUUACUUACUCCAAUCCUCAAACAAUCCCUUAUGCAUGACCAACUCCUAUGAUCAAAAUGCCCUCACAAACAUGGAAGCUUUCAGUUUGUUAAACUCAAUCUCUAAUGUAAAAGAGAACCUUGGUGUGGACUUCUCACAAAUGGAUACCCAAACCUCAUUAUUUUCACAUGAUGGGAAUAAUAUGGCUAGCUCCCAACCACUCCACCACCCAAGCAACAUGCUACCUCACUUUCUAGACCCACAAGUCUCUUUCAGUUCUCAAUCAUGUUUGAAUAAUAAUGAGCAGGGUCAAGGUACUAAUAACUUUGCAAUAAGUCAAAGGGAUCACACUGGUGAUGAAUCUUCCUGGAUAAAUAUUCCAUCUAUUAAUCCUCCAAAUGCAAUAGGGACCUCAGGAGAUGCCAGUAGCAGCACUUCUAGCUAUGGAGGAGCAGGACCCUCACCUUACAAUUGGUCUGAAUUGUUUUUUGAGGACCCCACUACUAUGCAUGAGCUAUCUUAGUAUUUAAUUUGAAAGAGGUUGAAUAUGGUGUGUAUUUAUAUGCCUUCAUCAGAUUAUUGUAUGCUUCUUUCCAAUUAAUAUACAAAUAUAUAGGCUCUACUAUAGAUAUGUCAUGUAUGUCCAUUUACACAUACGUAUAUGUUGAUAUAUGUUUUGUACACACAACUUCUGGACAGUGUCAUUGAAUGAGAAGUUUUUUCUUUAA
Lotus japonicus is the source of this 1302-nucleotide messenger RNA. Its product is annotated as transcription factor MYB93. The transcript is spliced from 3 exons. Bases 87 to 1097 code for a protein of 336 amino acids. The record is from RefSeq and is a predicted model, not a curated record. Lineage: Eukaryota; Viridiplantae; Streptophyta; Magnoliopsida; Fabales; Fabaceae.